CGGCAACGCGUCGACGUCGUAACGCCGCGUGAACCGGCAGCAGCAGCAGCAGUAGCAAGAAAGAAAGAAACACAAAGUAAACACACCCUGCUUUUGGACUUAUAGCUCCGCUAGAAGCUCGCAGCCAGUUGUUUGUUUCCUCCAAGUGGCAUCAUCAUCUGGUGCGUAGCUUUAAUCGCGCGAAGUUUGGCGGGAUUAGCGACCGACGCCUUUUUUGUUUACGACCAGUGUUUUGUUUCGUGUGUGGCAGACCAUGCAGUCAAUUUAAUCGAAACCCUAACUCUCCUUGUUUGUAUAAAUUUUGUUCCAGAAAGGAUAACUUAAGGAGUUUUCGAUCCUGAGAGGAUGCUGAGAGGAUAAUGGAGAGAGCGGAUCGUAAAAGGCAUAACUUCUAAACAUCCCUUCAAGUAGUGUUCCCGGUGCCGAAUCAGUGUUAAAAAACAAUUGAAAAUUUUGCAUUUUGUUAACGAGAAUGGAAAGCAACUCGGUAUCACCAAUGCCCGAACAAAAUGCUCAAGCCCCCAUUGCGGAAUUCGAUAAAACUCCUCCAACUCCCCCAGAGGAUACGUUACCUCUGGAAGAUUUACCGCCACCUCCCACCACAGUGACUGUGCAGGAGGAAAAGGAAAAAGAGGCACAGGCUGAGGCUCACAGACACUACGAAGACGAUAACGAAUGGAGCUGUGGGAGCUGGCUAGAAUACACCCUUGUCGUAGUACUGGCCAGUAUUCUGCUUUUGGGCUCACUAGGACUCACCCUCUUCUGGGUAAUAGAGUACAGAGGUGGUUUUGCAUGGAGAGAAGACCCCAAACGACAGUUCAACCUUCAUCCUGUAUUGAUGGUGGCUGGAUUUAUCACUUUUAGUGGAUUUUCUGUCCUGCUCUACAGGAUAUGUCGAUGCUGCAGACGUAUCUACGUAAAACUUCUUCAUACAGUGUUCCAUGCACUGGCCAUACCAUGUGUGGCUCUUGGAUUUUUGGCCGUUUUAGAUUCCCAUAAUUUAGCUCAACCGCCAAUCCCCAACUUUUACUCGUUGCACAGUUGGAUUGGAUUGACUGCAAUGGGGCUUUUCGCCAUACAGUUUGUCGUCGGAUUCUUCAGUUUUCUCGUCCUUCUCUGCUGCGAGGGCGCUACUGCUGGUUUCAGAGCAUCUUUAGUGCCAAUCCAUGCCUCCUUCGGACUUACUACUUUUGUGCUAGCUAUAGCAGCUGCAGUUUCGGGUUUAACUGAAAAGGCUCUGUUCACUCUUGGGUCCCACUAUCAGCACUUUAACGAAGAAGGUCUGGUCAUAAACACCAUCGGUGUCAGUCUGAUAGCCUUAGCCAUUGUCGUAGGAUACAUUCUCCAGAGAGACGAUUUUAGAUAUAGGGCACAUAUUUUGAUCCGAUCGGGAGACCUUUAAGUACUUUUCUAUAGGUAGAUUUCUAUAGCAGUUUCAUAUUAUUCAAUGUUCAAAAAGAAAAUUUUACCUUAAUUUUAAUUUUUGAAUUGGUAGACUUACGACCUAGGUACAUAAGGUUAUAUUUAGAAAUUAGGUGCCCAAAGGCAGGAAAAUUGUUAUAUUUUUUUUAUAACAGAACGAUUUAUAAAACUAAAAUUAGAUUUUUUUCUCUUAAAUACCUAUUGGCACAGACAAGUAUGAAUCAAGUCUAUUAAAUAUGUGAUCGUUAUCGUUAAUUACCUAUAAAAUAGUACAAUAUCCCGUUUAGAGUUUGAGGCAUUAUUAUUGUUCAAUAAGCUUCAGCUUUGUAAUAUUUUUCCAAAACAGGUAAUACUUGAAAGCUAAAACCGCAUUUUUUUUUUUAAAUAAUAAAUCAGAGACAGAAAUUGCCUCAAAUUUCACUUUUGAAUCUCCCUUACUAUAUAGAUUUUUAUACAGAAACUUUUAGAUUUAGGAUAAUUUUUAGCAUAUUCUAUAGAAGGAUUAACUUAGCGUUUAAACCAUAAAUUUCAUGUAUUUUUUUUACAUAUAGAAUCUAGUUCAUAAGUCGUUUUUGUAUGAAGCUGUAAAUUUGUUUUUUCAUUUAAAAGUUGCAUGUAUGAAAAGAAAAUGUAAUAUAAUCCAAGCAAAAUAUCUAGAUGCAAAUAUUUAUUUAAUUUAUCAUCAUUUAAAAACUGUAAAAAAUAUCUACUCUGUUAGAAAGAUGAUGGCAUAGUUUUUACAAGACCACAAACUCUAUUAUCACGUUUAUUACCAAUUAAACAUAUUUUCAUAACAAAAAACUCUGUUUUUAACAAUAAAAUUUAUUAAAG
This is a messenger RNA of Ceutorhynchus assimilis (cabbage seed weevil), 2253 nucleotides long. NCBI's taxonomy places the organism in Eukaryota, Metazoa, Arthropoda, Insecta, Coleoptera, Curculionidae. The record is from the annotation of a GenBank genome assembly.